AUGCCCCGCAAACAUAGCGAUGGGAGCGGGCUGUGGAGGGAGAACAGCCCCGGUGCCAGAGGGAAGAGUGCAGGCGGGGACGGGUUCCGGCUGCAGGAGGUGGCAGCGAGCGACGUGGAGACCGGCCUGAACCCGGGCUCCGAGCGGUGCGGCGGCCGUGACGGGACGCUGCCGCUGACCAGCGAGGGGAAAGGACCGAAUGUGUUGAUCAAAGCCCUGGAGAGGCGCCGGAGUAAUGCGCGCUACCGCAAGGUCCAGAAUCUGCUCUACAACGUCCUGGAGAGACCCCGAGGCUGGGCAUUCACCUACCACGGGUUCGUGUUCCUGCUGGUCUUUGGCUGCUUGGUUCUGUCUGUGCUCUCGACAAUCCCGGAACACACCAUUCUCGCUUCACACUGUCUCUUCAUCCUGGAAUUUGUGAUGAUCGUGGUGUUUGGACUGGAGUUCAUCAUGCGGAUAUGGGCGGCGGGCUGUUGCUGUCGGUAUCGUGGGUGGAUGGGCCGCGUUCGCUUUGUGCGGAAGCCUUUCUGCAUCAUUGACAUCAUCGUACUGAUCGCCUCCAUUGCAGUCAUUGCCGCCGGCACUCAGCAGAACAUAUUCGCCACAUCUGCCCUCCGUAGUCUCCGCUUCCUGCAGAUUCUCCGUAUGGUGCGCAUGGACCGCCGAGGGGGCACUUGGAAGCUGCUGGGCUCCGUGGUCUAUGCACACAGUAAGGAACUGAUCACGGCAUGGUACAUCGGAUUCUUGGUGCUCAUUUUCUCCUCUUUCCUCGUCUACCUGGUGGAGAAGGAUUCCAAUGUGCAGUUCGCCACAUACGCAGACGCUCUGUGGUGGGGCACAAUCACACUGACAACCAUCGGCUAUGGGGACAAGACUCCCACCACCUGGCUGGGGAGGCUGCUGUCGGCUGGAUUUGCCCUCCUUGGGAUCUCUUUCUUUGCACUUCCUGCGGGGAUUCUCGGCUCGGGGUUUGCGUUAAAGGUUCAAGAACAGCAUCGGCAGAAACAUUUUGAGAAGAGGAGGCAUCCAGCAGCAAGCCUCAUUCAGUAUGUGUGGCAUAGUUAUGCUGCUGAUGAUGAGAACUCGGUUUCCAUAGCAACUUGGAAGCCAUAUUUGAACGCCUUGCAUAUCUGCAGCCCCUGCAAAAAAUUUCACUCACCUCUGACAGGAAGCUACAAAUUAAGUUUUAAGGAUCGGGUACGAAUGGCCAGCCCCAGGGGUCAGGGGGCGAAGGGCAGACAAGCCUCGCUCGGCGCCGACCGCCCGUCACCUAGCAACGAACCCACCGCAGAGACUAGCCCCAGCAAGAUGCAGAAGAGCUGGAGUUUCAAUGACCAGACUCGACUGCGACCUUCACUUCGGUGUAAGACCAGCCAGGCACGGGGCACCUCAUCCGAUGCUAUCAUGUCUCCAGAUGAAGGCUUUGAUGAGAGGGCAGUUCACCCAGAGCUCUUUGUUGAGGAGCUUACACCCGUGUUCAAAACUGUGAUUAGAGCCAUUAGGUUUAUGAAGUUCCAUGUUGCAAAGAGAAAGUUCAAAGAGACUCUGCGACCGUACGAUGUGAAAGAUGUGAUUGAGCAAUAUUCAUCUGGACAUUUGGACAUGCUUGGUAGGAUCAAAAGUCUGCAGUCACGCGUGGAUCAUAUUCUUGGGAAAGGACAGUUCUCGACAGAAAAGCGGUCUCGCGAGAAAGGACCACCAGACAAUGAUAUUGCUGCCGACUUUAGCAUGAUGGGACGGGUGGUAAAAGUGGAGAAACAGGUACAGUCCAUUGAGUCAAAGCUAGAUGCGCUGUUGGACGUCUACAGACAGUGUCUGCGGAAAGGCUCAGUCUCAGCACUGACCCUUGCAUCCCUGCAGAUGCCUUCACUGGAGCUUGAUCAAACUUCUGAUUAUCAAAGUCCGGUGGAAGGGCUCAACUCAGCCCGACUCAGCAACUGUACAUCAAGAUCUACCAGUGUCCGAGGACUGCAGCUCAUCCUCACACCAGAUGAUCCAAGUGGCCCCUCUUAUGGACACGUCAGCCUGACCACCCAGCCUCAGGCUGUUCCCAGUACCAAGGGUGACAGGCCCACAAUGGCAGUGCCUAGUCCAAUGGUCCCACCUUCUAAGGAGACAGUGACAUCUCAACAGUUGCCAUCCUUCCCGACCACCAGCAGGCCGCUUCCUCUCCAGAUCGUUCCCGUCACGUCACAGGGAUUUGAUUCCAAUAUCACCACAUGCCUUGUCACUGGCCAAAGGGCAGACCUUAGUUUCACUCAGGACACCCCAUGGCGGAGGAGUCAGAGUGCAGAGAACGAAUCCCUGGUCAACGUUUGCCCAGCGACAGACAAACCUUUAGAACACUCCCUGUCUGUGCAAAAUCUGAUCCAGCCCACACACGAACUGAGGGUGCCAUUCACAGACAGGAACCACAGGAGCGCCAGAGCAUGCCAAGAACACUACCCCAAAUGGAUGGCAUCACGAUUCUUGCUUGGAGGUGAGGAGGUCAGCCCAGAGACGUUUGAAAGCGUAAACCCAAUGAGGUCUGGAGUUCCCAGAACGUCACAAGUCAUUGAACAAGCAGAGGACCCAGUAAGGUCCUUGAGCAUGUCUCCAAUUCAUCUAAAGUGAGAACAAAAGGAACCUCCCUUCCACAAGUCUCCAAUAUGCAUUGCCUCGGACUCCCUUUGCCUUUGAGACAAAUCAUGAAACUUUCAAGUGUAACAUAGCGAACAAAUGAAAGAGGCACUUAUGGGUCUAGUUGCAUGAAUAAAUGCAUGCCAAAUUGAAAAUGAGAUUGUUUUAAAGUAUUGUGGGAGCAGCUUGUUUCUUUGAUAAAUCAGGAAUUAUUUUUGUAACAAAUGUGCACAGAGGUCAUUUGAUGAUGCUUCAGUGAAUAGUUCAGGGAUCUGGACUGAUUAAGACUACUUUUAUUUACAGUACAGUUGUGUCUUCAAACUUCUGUGGUGUUUAUGAAACCCUGUUAUCUUAUCCAGGUAAAAACCCCUGUUUAUAUCAGAAGGGUUUCUCUGCUUCAUUUGAGUUACAAAAGAUAGACACAUUCUAUAUGAAAAAUGUUUAUAAAAUAUUCAACAUUACUUUGAAAGUUAAUUGCUGAAUAUUUUGUUGAACUUUUUUUAAGGUUCAGGUUGUUUGAAAGACCUUUUCUGUGUAGAGAGAAGUGUCGGAACAACCAAGGAGGCAGAUGGUGAUGGAGUACCACUGAUAGUGUGAUGUUCAACUCUGAACGCACCGUAAUCUGUAUGAUGAUCUAAAUAAUGUGGCUUCCUUUGAAGCAGACCCUGCCUUGGACAACCUCUUUUCCUUUAGAAUACGGUAUUAAUGCCUCACUGGAAAAAAAAACAAAGACUUAUUGUAGAAUGCUUUGUAUAUCAUUUUCUUAAUGUAUGUAUAAGAGAUGCUGAUAUUUGUACUGAUUAGAUAUAUAAUAUCAAGUUUGAACAGCAGCCUGGCUGGUAGAUCCAGGUGCUG
Messenger RNA from Hypanus sabinus (Atlantic stingray), 3474 nucleotides. Its product is annotated as potassium voltage-gated channel subfamily KQT member 5-like. NCBI's taxonomy places the organism in Eukaryota, Metazoa, Chordata, Chondrichthyes, Myliobatiformes, Dasyatidae. Gene Ontology annotation, cellular component: membrane. Gene Ontology annotation, biological process: transmembrane transport; potassium ion transport. The transcript has 15 exons. Gene Ontology annotation, molecular function: voltage-gated potassium channel activity. The coding region runs from base 1 to 2613 and encodes 870 amino acids. The record is from RefSeq and is a predicted model, not a curated record.